AUCACGUGUUAGUAGUUUAAGAGAAACCGAUGGCAGGAUGACUCAUAAUUUUCCAUUAUUGUCAUGACAUACACGAUUAAUGAUGUCUCUACCGCGAAAGCAUGGGAACAAGGUUAACGUCGAUUAUAAAGCACGAUUGGAACGCAAGUUAUACCUGGCCAGAGAAAAUCCAGAACCAAUAUUUGAUGUGUCUGAAUGUGCUUUAAAACAUGUACCCUCUGGUAUUUAUUCAUUAUGUAAAGUAUUUAGAAAGAAGGUGCUAUGGAUGUAUAAUAACAAGUUAACUUCACUUUUGGGUGGAGGUGCCUUAAGCGAUUUGUCAUUACUUGUUGUAUUAGAUAUUCAUGGAAACGAAUUUACUAAUUUACCAUCAGAUAUAAUGUGUCUUGCUUCUCUCAAGGAACUUUACUUACAAGACAACAAUAUAAGAAAACUGCCAAAUGAAAUAGUACAUUUAAGUAAACUAAACAUUUUAAAUGUUGCAAAAAACAGCUUGAAACUAUUACCAGAGACAAUAGGAAAAUUGAAACAACUUACUACAUUGGAUAUUAGUUACAAUAAAUCCCUUCAUAAACUUCCUAAGUCUUUGGGUUAUGCACAACAAUUAGCACAGUUAAAUAUUGAUGGGUUAAACCUGUCAUAUCCACCCCAAGAUAUUUUAAACGGGGGCACAAUAGUAAUCAUAGCAUUUUUAGCAACUGAAAGUGGUAUUAAAUAUUCACCAGAAGAGUCUCUUUCAGAAACAGAUUUAUCAAGAGACAUAAGUUCUGAGGAUAUGCAAGGGGUAUAUCAUAAUAAAGAUAAUGAUGUACAGGCAGCAUUGCAGAAUCUAGAAAAAAUGAAGGAGCACCGUCAAAAUGCAUUAUUGGAAGUAGAAAGGAACAUCAAACAGCAACAAGAAUAUGAAAUAGGAAUUCAAUCAAUGUUGAAAGAACACAGGAAAAAGCUUUUGGAAGAUCUUGCUUUACAACAAACACAAUUACAGCAUGAAUUAGAAAAAGUACAACAAGAAAGAGAUUCUAAUAGAGCACGCUUACUUUCAUACAUUUACAAAGAAUUUAAAAUUUUUAAAAUGUUAAUAUUAUGUUUAGCUGAGAAAGAAGCAGACAAUGUUAUCAAAGAAUUUUUAAGAAAUAGUGAGGAAGAAAGACAAAGCCAAGCAGAAUUAUUAGAACGGGAAAAACAAGAAGAAAUGCGCUUACUAUCCUCGUGUCAUUCAGAGCAAUUUAUGUUUCGUACAAAGGAUACUCUUCUUUCAAUGGAAAAGUUACUUGAAGAAGAACUUCACAGAACCAGAAAAUUAGAAGAGCAUAGUAAAUAUAGAGAUUAUGCUGCGCAAUCUUUGCUCACACUAGAAGUAAGGAAUAAUGAUCAUUUAGCACAAAUAGUGCAAAAUCAAGAGAAGAACAGACAAAAUUUAAUUGAUACAUUAAGACAAGAUGAAGUUUUACAGAAAGCUGCUGUUGCCGCGUUAUUAGAACGUAGUGAUGCACGUUGUUGGAGUAUUGUACAACAAGUCAAUUUGGUACAGUCACAAUUAGCAGCACUUACGAAUAUUGAAUUGGAGAGAAGAAAACUAGAAAUUAACCAACAACUUAAUGAAAUAGCUGAAAAAAGAGUCACUUUGAGUACUAUUCUAAUGAACCUGUUAGAACAACAGAAACACAGAAGAGAUCAACUUCUGGAAACAAUUAAUAGUAUAGAACAACAACGUUGUAUUAAUAACUCUAGAAGAGAAAGUCAAUUUUGGUUGAUGCAAUAUCAGUCCUUAAUGGAAGCACGUCCACAGGGCUUAUUAGAAAUGCUAGAGCCUAUGUUAGUGCGACAUGUUGCAAUAGCGGGUGCAUUACAUUGUUUGCCAUUUUUAGCUUCUCUACCAUCGUUACUUCCCGAUCUUAGUGAUGAACAAUUGAAAACAAUUGGAAUACAUUCUGAAAGUGAUCGCACUGCUAUAAGACUUGCAGUUGAGAAUUAUUUAGCAGAACUGAAACUCAACGAAUCUAGAACACCUAUAAUACCAUCUGCACCACCUGAAGAAGCAUGUACAAGUUCUAACUAUGAAGAAUAUAACACUACCCAAAGUAUCAAUACUGCCGAAUGUGUCAUUUGCCUUGAUUUACAAUGUGAAGUAAUUUUUCUGCCAUGCGGACAUCUUUGUUGCUGUUCAGGUUGUGCAAAUAUGAUUUCUUCAGGUUGUCCAAUGUGUAGAAGUACAAUAGAACAUAAAAUUCACAUUGUAAAGCCUUAA
Messenger RNA from Habropoda laboriosa, 2248 nucleotides. RefSeq names its product E3 ubiquitin-protein ligase LRSAM1-like. The coding region runs from base 80 to 2248 and encodes 722 amino acids. The record is from RefSeq and is a predicted model, not a curated record. Gene Ontology annotation, molecular function: protein binding. The transcript has 12 exons. NCBI's taxonomy places the organism in Eukaryota, Metazoa, Arthropoda, Insecta, Hymenoptera, Apidae.